Closterium sp. NIES-67 is the source of this 2134-nucleotide messenger RNA. The record is from the annotation of a GenBank genome assembly. Lineage: Eukaryota; Viridiplantae; Streptophyta; Zygnematophyceae; Desmidiales; Closteriaceae.
CACUGUGGUAUCUGUGACUUCCUCCACUCCCACAUCUCACCUCCACUCUCAGCCUUCUAUAUUUCCGCUUGGUUGUCUACGAUUUUGCGUUUUUCCAGCUUCUUUCUUUCUGGUCUUACCACAACUAUCACUUUCCUUGCCAUCGAGGGUCUUCCUAUUGUAUAGGCUUUUGGACCUUCUGCUAGUAUUAGCUGCUUAGGGUUUCAGCCAUGGAUUUGGCGACGAGUUAUGCGGACGAUGUCGAAGAGGAUUCCAAGCAGUUUCAGAGGGACAGCAACCGGCCUACACAAUCCAAUCGCGGCAUGACAGCUCAACGGCUGCCGACGUGGAAGGAGCGGGAGAAUAACAAGCGGAGGGAGCGUAGACGCCGGGCCAUUGCAGCGAAAAUCUUCACCGGCCUGCGGACCUACGGGAACUUCGACCUGCCGAAGCAUUGUGACAAUAACGAAGUGCUCAAGGCGGUGUGCAAAGAGGCCGGCUGGAUUGUCGAGGAGGACGGGACGACAUACCGAAAGGGCCAGCCUCGACCGCAGCAACCCGAAGCGUCAGCAGGGAUCGACUCCGCCUACAGAGCGGAUAGCCGCGUGCAAGCUUACGCUUCGUCAAAUGGCAACGCCCUCGAUAAUACCGAACCCGAUCACCCAGCAUCUACCGCGGGAGACAGUGACCCUGGGAUGUCCGCGAAUGGCUGCGUUAUCCCGAUGCACGGGAGGGAUGCCGGGCUUGGCGCCGGUGCUGCUUUAAGCGCCGCCGCUGCGCCGAUGGCGGAGGUGAGACCUGCUCCCGGGGGAGGAAACGCUCGUGGUUCCGGAACUUCGCAGACUGGCGGAGCGGCGCUGGCAGGCGGGGGAGCGCAGACAGGCGGGACUGCAGCGCCUGCUGCGGAGCUGCUGAAGCUGAUGUCCGCGCUCGCCGCCUUCCCCGCCGCGGCGGCGCAGCUUGGCGCAGCGCUGAAUUCUUCCGCCGCGUCUCUCGCCGCAGUUGCUUCGUCCAUCGGCCUUCCUCCGUCAACUACCACUUCAUUGGACGUCCAGCAGGUUCUCAUGCUGCUCUCUAAGGGAGGCGCUACUAACGGUGACCAGUCACCUGGUACUCGACCGCCUGUUCCCACGUCAUCCGGCAUACCGUCAGAUCUCUACUCUCUGCUGCAAUCGUCGCGUUCCUCUGCUGCGCCGUCCUUGGCGCUUCAUAGACCUAUGGCUCCUGUUCAGUCAGCCAAUCCCGUCGCCCCGUUACUUCCGCUACAGCAACAGCAGCAGCAGCAGCAGCAGCAACAUCAUCAUCAUCAGCAGCAGCAGCAGCAGCAGCUUUUCGCUCAUCAACAACAACAACAACAACAACAACAACAAACAACAACAACAACAACAACAACAACAACAACAGCAGCAACUGCUUCUGGGCCUGUUGCAAGGCGCUUCCAACGUCGGCCAAUCAUCAGCAUCUUCCGCUCUAAUCCCCGCCUCUGCUUCCCCCACUGACCGCGCGGUACCUGCGCCUGCUACUUCCGCCAGCGGCAACUCCAGCCUGGGCGCGGGGAACAGCAUUAGCCCGCAAGGCGGGAGCGCUACGCGCGGCGGAGCGCUGGGUCCGCAGCGGACGGUGGAGUUUAAAGCGCCUGGAGCGAAGGACGCGAGAUGGGGUGCGGGAGUGAGGCGAAUGGCGACGAGCUGGGAUGUGGAGGCACCUAUGAAGCCACCCCCUGUGAUGCGCUCAGACGAUCUCGAGCUCAGCCUUGGCCUGGGGUUAUGCAAACGGUAAGGAGGGGUGUGGUUGCAUAUUCACCCUUUCAUGGUCACGUUGAUGCUGUUGAUUGUGUGGGUGCCAGUUUUGCCAGCUUCUUUAGAGGGGUAUUUCCAGAACGACCACGAAAUUGGGGAGCGCUAAGCUAGGUCGUCAGCAGCUGUGCAUUACAAGCAGGAUACCAGGAACUGACCGUUUUUUCCUGUGUCUCUCGUGGCACGUGCUGUUACACCUGUUGAGACGAUUAAAGCUACCUUAUUACUUGGCGCUUGACACCUUGGAAGCUGGGAUUGUACUCCCAGGCUUCGUGCUUGUAGAUGUGCUACUGUGUUGGGUUUCCCUUCUGCCAUUGUAUUUUGGAUGCGCUUUCCAUAAAUAAUUGUAGUCCAUUCGU